CCGCUCGGUAAUCUACCACUUUUGUCUUUACUUGAUGUCCCACAUGCGACUGAAAAGCAUGUCGACGUUCUCCACAUCCACAGAAACACUGUUUUCAUAAAAGACUGCAGAUACAAAAUACAUCUAAUCGAUAAACCUCUGGCUUGCCAUGGGUUUAACUAAGCAGUACCUGCGCUAUGUGGCGAGUGCUGUAUUUGGAGUGAUCGGCAAUCAGAAGGCCAACAUCGCAUUUGUGACCCUUAGGGGAGGUGAGAAGGGUCGAUAUGUUGCUGUGGGAGCUUGUGAGCAUGUGUUCAUAUGGGAUGUCCGCAAAGCUGAGAAGGUUCUUAUACUUGAAGGUAAAAAGCAUGAGGUGACAUACCUGUGUCCUUCUCCUGAUGGCGUCCACAUAGCGGUAGGUUAUGAGGAUGGAGGUGUGCGCAUCUUUAGUCUGCUCAAUGGCGAAAGCAACAUCUCCUUCAGUGGACACAAAUCAGCUGUCUCAGUUAUAAGAUAUGAUGCACUGGGUGCUCGUCUCGUCACUGGCUCCAGAGACACAGAUGUUAUUGUGUGGGAUAUCAUCAAUGAGUGUGGUCUGUACAGACUCAAAGGACACAAAGAUGCAAUCACACAAAUUUUGUUUUUGGAGAGCAAAAACCUGCUGAUUACAAGCUCUAAGGACAGUUUUGUAAAGUGGUGGGACUUGGACACACAGCAUUGUUUCAAGACCAUGGUGGGGCAUCGCACUGAGGUAUGGGGAAUGGUCCUGUUGAACCAGGAGAGUAGGUUGAUUACAGGGUCUGCUGACAGUGAGCUCAGAGCCUGGGACAUUCAGUACAUUGAGGAGGGUAAAGAAGUGGGGGAGCCACAGGAAAAGAAAGUCAGAACUCUUCUUGAGAACGAAGAGGAUGAUGAGGAAGGACUUGACGAAGAGCCAGAAGAAAGAAUUCUCAGCUGUAAGAAAGCUGGUUCUGUUCUGAGGGAAGCCAGAGACAGGGUAGUGUCCUUGGUCACAGACGCCAAAGCUAAAGUGCUUGCAUGCCAUCUUGGUCGGUCCACCUUGCAGGUCAUUCGUACCAUGGGAUGUGAAUAUGCUCUCUGCUCGUUAUUUGUUCCUGGAGACAGACAGAUUAUCUUAGGAACAAAGAGUGGGAAGAUUCAGAUUUUCGACCUGGCCUCAGGAAGCCUUCUAGAGACGACUGAUGCCCAUGAUGGAGCUCUUUGGUCCAUGUGUCUCUCUCCAGACCAGAGAGGGAUUGUAACUGGUGGUGCUGACAAGACUGUGAAAUUCUGGGACUUUGAGCUCAUAAAGGAUCAGGACUCUGGGAAGAACAAGAGACUAACGGUGAAGCACACACGCACCCUACAGUUAGAUGAGGACGUGCUGUGUGUGCGCUACAGUCCUGACCAGAGACUGCUGGCUGUCUCUCUUCUCGACUGUACGGUGAAGAUCUUUUACACAGACACGCUAAAGUUCUUCCUGUCGCUAUAUGGACACAAGCUGCCCGUUCUAUGCCUGGACAUUUCACAUGACAGCGCUUUAAUAGCCACAGGCUCAGCAGACAGAAACGUGAAGAUCUGGGGUUUGGACUUCGGAGACUGUCAUCGCUCUAUGUUUGCACAUGACGACAGUAUCAUGUUUCUUCAGUUUGUCCCUAAAACCCAUCUGUUCUUCACUGCGGGAAAGGACAGAAAGAUCAAGCAGUGGGACGCUGAUAAGUUUGAGCACAUCCAGACGUUGGAGGGUCAUCAUCGGGAGGUCUGGUGCCUGGCCAUCAGCCCCAAUGGAGACCACAUCGUCUCCUCGUCUCAUGAUAAGUCCCUGAGGCUGUGGGAGAGAACCAGGGAGCCCAUCAUCCUGGAGGAGGAGAAGGAGAUGGAAAGGGAAGCAGAAUUUGAGGAGUCGUUAGCUAAAGGUGAUGAACCUGUGGUCCCUGGAGAGACUAAAGGAGAGGCAGAGCCUGCUGGGAAGAAGACCAUUGAGACAGUGAAAGCUGCUGAGCAAAUAAUGGAGGCUAUUGAGCUCUAUAGAGAGGAAAGUGAAAAGCUGGAGGAGCACAGAGCCGCUUGCAAGGCAGCGGGGAAGGAGUUACCACCCCCUAAGAUGAACCCCAUCCUUGUCGCUUUUGGAAAUAUCUCUCCCUCUCGAUAUGUUCUGGAAGUUAUUAAGAAGGUGCGGUCCAGUGAGCUGGAAGUGUCUCUGCUGGUGCUGCCGUUUCCUUACGUCCCAGAUCUGCUGAAGCUCUUCAAUGGUUACGUACAGCAGGGCCUGGAGGUGGAGCUAGUGUGCCGCUGUCUCUUCUUCCUGCUCAGAGUCCAUUUUGGUCAGAUCACCAGUAAUCAGAUGCUGCUGUCAGUCAUUGAUGAGUUAAGGACCAACACGAUCUCUAAAGUGCGAGAGAUCAGGGAUGUCCUGGGUUUUAACAGUGCGGGUCUUCAGUUCCUGCAGCGUGAGAUUGAGAGCAAAGAGGACGUAAUGUUCUUUGCUGAUGCCACAGACCGCUUUGAAGAGAAAAAAAGAAAGAGAAGGAAACGUGAAAGAGCCGUCCUUACAGUCACAUGAAACUGAUGUGCUUGUCAACUGAUAUAACAGACUACUGCUUUGUGCUUUUACCAUCCUGAAGAAGCAUCAUGCUGAUGUUUUUAUAAGUUAAUGUAUCAUUUGCACCUGUCUAAAGUCCAUAAAAGUACAUUUCUCCACAAAUCAACUUAGUGAGGCUAUUUUGUUUUUUAUAAUAUUUAAGUGUGUGUGUUUGAAUGGAGAGUCCAGGCCAAAGCUUCAACCAAUUCCAUGGCCAUUAUGAUGAUUUUCAUUUGCAUCUUUCUUAUACUGUAGCUGCAUGCACUGCAAAAAAUCCUGUUCACCAUUAUUUUUGUUAAAUUGGCUAUGAAAAGUUUUCAAGAAGAAACACAUUUCAUGAAAACAACAUGUUAAGAAAAUGUAGACUGUUCUAAGGAUUUUUAGAUAUUUAAAAGCUUUUUUUUUAAUGUAAGGACCAAAGUUAGGCUUCUUACUGGCUGGUUAAUACAAGUGCUGCUACUGAAAAGUGAAGCAGCAGCACCACUAAGGAGAAGCAGUGUUGUUUUAUAAUUAAAUCUUUCAUGUGCAUCAAAUGAUGGAGUGGCACAAAUAAAUCAUGUAAUUUUCUUAUGUAAAA
This is a messenger RNA of Sinocyclocheilus grahami, 3137 nucleotides long. RefSeq names its product WD repeat-containing protein 3-like. Gene Ontology annotation, biological process: maturation of SSU-rRNA. The transcript is spliced from 25 exons. Gene Ontology annotation, cellular component: Pwp2p-containing subcomplex of 90S preribosome; small-subunit processome. The coding region runs from base 149 to 2542 and encodes 797 amino acids. NCBI's taxonomy places the organism in Eukaryota, Metazoa, Chordata, Actinopteri, Cypriniformes, Cyprinidae. Gene Ontology annotation, molecular function: snoRNA binding; protein binding. The record is from RefSeq and is a predicted model, not a curated record.